Messenger RNA from Tarenaya hassleriana, 2190 nucleotides. Its product is annotated as serine/threonine-protein kinase Nek2. Gene Ontology annotation, biological process: protein phosphorylation. Lineage: Eukaryota; Viridiplantae; Streptophyta; Magnoliopsida; Brassicales; Cleomaceae. The record is from RefSeq and is a predicted model, not a curated record. Gene Ontology annotation, molecular function: protein kinase activity; ATP binding. The coding region runs from base 209 to 2053 and encodes 614 amino acids. The transcript is spliced from 14 exons.
CUCGCAGAGCAGUUUCCACGGCGAAUCGUCUUCUUCUUCAUCCUCCAUAGCACCGCUGCUGCUACGGAAACGACAUCGUUUCGUAGCUUUUCCGUGUACUGCUGAGACUCCGUUCUUCGAUUCCGUUUUCGUUUUCAACGGCGCCGUUUUAGAUUCUACAGAGGAAAACAAAAAAAAAAAAAGCGGAGGAGAGAUUCAAGAACCUACAAUGGAGCAGUACGAGGUUCUUGAGCAAAUUGGAAAAGGGUCUUUUGGUUCGGCUCUUCUUGUAAGGCACAGACAUGAGAAGAAGAAGUAUGUGCUGAAGAAAAUCCGACUGGCCCGACAGACCGACAGAACAAGAAGAUCUGCUCAUCAAGAGAUGGAGUUGAUCUCGAAGAUUCGGAACCCAUUCAUUGUGGAAUACAGAGAUUCUUGGGUCGAAAAGGGAUGCCAUGUGUGCAUAGUGAUAGGCUACUGCAGAGGGGGAGACAUGGCCGAGGCAAUAAAGAAAGCUAAUGGGAAACAUUUCUCUGAAGAGAAACUGUGCAAAUGGCUGGUCCAGCUCUUGUUGGCUCUCGAAUACUUGGACUCCAAUCACAUUCUCCAUCGUGAUGUCAAGUGUUCGAACAUAUUCUUGACAAAGGAUCAAGACAUCCGUCUAGGCGAUUUCGGACUUGCCAAGAUUUUGACGUCGGAUGAUCUCGCCUCUUCGGUGGUAGGAACCCCCACCUACAUGUGUCCCGAGCUUCUCGCCGAUAUACCGUAUGGGUCCAAGUCAGAUAUCUGGUCGCUCGGGUGUUGUAUGUACGAGAUGACGGCUCUGAAACCCGCAUUCAAAGCCUUCGUAAGUUUCCCUUCCGCCUUUUCCGAUUUCUUGCCUCGCCUUUCUACGUUCCGAUCGGGGUUUUCUGUGUUUUCGAUCAAGCAGGACAUGCAAGGUCUGAUCAAUAGGAUAAACAGAUCGAUCGUGGCGCCUCUUCCUGCUCGAUAUUCCGGCGCCUUCCGAGGCCUGGUGAAGAGCAUGCUUAGGAAGAACCCGGAACUCAGACCAAGUGCUUCUGAGCUGCUUAGGCAGCCACUGCUCGAGCCCUAUGUCCAGAAGGUUCAUCUCGCAGUGAACAAUCCGAGGUGCGACAACAUACUUCACGAGCAAUGGUCAAAAUUCGGACCCAUGAGAGAAAGUAGGGAUCUUGCUCAGUGUACAUCCGAGGAUGAACAGGGAGAUUCUUCUGCUUCUAUCAAAGCUGUAUGCCGAUGUCGCAAUCCGAACCACUUACGGCAAGCUGAUAUAUCCGCAGAUACUGAAAGCAAUGAUGGAGUUGUUGUCAGCAGACCCGUCGUUUUAAAAUCUCCGGUGAGAGCUUUGGCCUCUCCCGGGAGAUCGAGGCAACCUACUAGGAGAGACCGAGAUGUGAUACCUGUGUCUCGAGCUCCAGGCAGGAAACCUGCGAGCCUGAUUCGCAGGGCAUCCAUGCCCGUCUCUCGAAAACCCGCGAAAGAAACAAGAGAACCUCCGUACAACCCAAAGAUCGGGAUACUUCACCGCAUAAAAUCUCCGGAAGUCUCUGUAAACGAGCCGAGAAUCGACAAGAUCGAGUUCCCGCUUGCUUCGUACGAGGACGAGCCCUUCAUUCCGGCCGUGAGGUGGAAGAAGGAGGCUUCGUCCCGAGGGUCCUCCUACAGUGCGCAGCCACCCGAGCCACUCGACUGCUCGAUCACCAAAGACAAGUUCACCCUAGAAUCAGGUGAUCAUGAGAGCAAUACAAAGAAACUGCAGUAUCCAGAUGCAUGGCCGGGAAUCGAAUGUAGAGAUUUGCAGACAGAACCUGAAGACAGAAGUGAUUCGUCUGGUCAGUGCAGGAGACAGAGAUUUGACCCGACUUCGUACCGGCAGAGGGCAGAGGCAUUGGAGGGAUUGCUCGAAUUCAGUGCGAGGCUGCUUCAAGAACAGAGAUACGAUGAACUGAAUGUGCUGUUGAGGCCGUUUGGUCCUGGCAAAGUCUCGCCCAGAGAAACUGCCAUAUGGUUGUCCAAAAGCUUCAAGGAAACUUCUUCUAAGCUUCAAGAUUGAUGAACACACCGAUUCUUUUUUUUUCUUUUCUCUUGUUAACUUUUUUCCCUACCUGAUGCUUCUUCCAUGACAUGACAGUUGUGUUCUUCAUCUGCAAUCUGAUGCAUACAUUAACCAAAAUGUAGCUUGUCUUUCUC